Messenger RNA from Neomonachus schauinslandi (Hawaiian monk seal), 975 nucleotides. Its product is annotated as olfactory receptor 5B21. Gene Ontology annotation, biological process: G protein-coupled receptor signaling pathway; sensory perception of smell. Gene Ontology annotation, molecular function: olfactory receptor activity; G protein-coupled receptor activity; odorant binding. NCBI's taxonomy places the organism in Eukaryota, Metazoa, Chordata, Mammalia, Carnivora, Phocidae. The record is from RefSeq and is a predicted model, not a curated record. Gene Ontology annotation, cellular component: membrane.
AUGGGGAUGCUGGAGCUUAAGACGAAAUUCAAGUUGACCUCAAUGGACAAUAGCACAGAAGCCACAGAGUUCAUCCUUUUGGGAUUAACAGAUGACCCUAAUCUUCAGGUCCUCCUCCUCCUGGUAUUUUUGUUCAUCUACCUCAUUACUCUGGUUGGGAAUGCGGGGAUGAUGGUGAUCAUCCACUGAGACCCCCACCUCCACUCAAUGUAUUUCUUCCUCGGUAACCUCUCCUUCGUAGACCUGGGUUACUAUUCAGCAGUAGCGCCUAAGACGGUGGUCACCCUGCAGUCAGGGAGCAAAGUCAUCUCCUGCAAUGACUGUGCUGCCCAGUUCUUCUUCUUUGUGGGUUUUGCCACUGUUGAGUGCUACCUUCUGGCCUGCAUGGCCUAUGACCGCCAUGCAGCCGUAUGCCGGCCUCUUCAUUACACCACCACCAUGACAGCAGGUGCGUGCACCCUCCUGACUGUUUGCUCCUAUGUCUGUGGCUUCCUCAAUGCUUCCAUUCACACAGCAAACACGUUUAGACUUUCAUUCUGUGCUUCUCAUGAGAUUAAUCAUUUUUUCUGUGACAUUCCUCCACUCUUGGCUCUCUCGUGUUCCAACACACGCAUCAGGAACUUGGCUGUCUUCUGUGUCGUGGGCUUCAACGUCCUUUUCACCCUCCUGGUCAUCCUCAUCUCUUACCUCUUCAUAUACAUCGCCAUUCAAAGGAUGCAUUCUGCUGAAGGACGGAAGAAAGCCUUCUCCACCUGUGCCUCCCACCUCACUGUCGUAACCAUCUUCUAUGGAACUAUCAUCUUCAUGUACCUACAGCCCAGCUCCAGCCAGCCCAUGGACAUGGACAAAAUCGCUUCUGUGUUUUACUUGGUGGUGAUUCCCAUGCUGAAUCCCUUGAUCUACAGCCUUAGGAACAAAGAAGUAAAAAAUGCUCUCUGGAAAGUACUCAACAAACUUUAUCCCAAGUCUGUGUGA